This is a messenger RNA of Microsporum canis CBS 113480, 1050 nucleotides long. RefSeq names its product Mis12 domain-containing protein. The transcript has 4 exons. The coding region runs from base 1 to 1050 and encodes 349 amino acids. NCBI's taxonomy places the organism in Eukaryota, Fungi, Ascomycota, Eurotiomycetes, Onygenales, Arthrodermataceae. Gene Ontology annotation, cellular component: chromosome, centromeric region; nucleus. The record is from RefSeq and is a predicted model, not a curated record. Gene Ontology annotation, biological process: mitotic cell cycle; protein localization to kinetochore; kinetochore assembly.
AUGUCUAACGAUGUUAUAAAUUCUGUAAACAACCUCAUCUACCAGGCGAUAUCUAGUCUGGAAGACGGGCUCCAGUCGACCCCUCCUGAGCGACUGGGCUUUAGACAUGGCCCUGGCACCAUCCCAGACACGGACGACGAUGGGAACAUACAGUACCCCGAAGCCAGGCUGGAGAUCGAGAAUGGCCUCCACCAGCUAGAAACGCUGCUGGAGGCGACUGUCGAUAAGGCGUUUGAUAAAUUUGAGAUAUACGUGCUCAGGAAUGUUUUAACGGUGCCUGAAGACUUGACUGGAUGGAUUCGUUUGAGCCACCAUGAGGGCCUUUCGCUUGAACCAAGUCGCGAGGAUGCUCCGACUGAAGAAUCCCUGACAUUACAGAGACAGAAGCUGCGCGAGACCAAGAAACUAAACCGUUUGUUGACCCAGGAAUGUGCUCGGAAUGAUGCCGUCCUGUCCCAGCUCAGGUCCAUGGUGGCAACUACAAAACAUAACUCCCACGGCACGUCGUCUGGCUCCAUGAAUGCAGGUGUACCAUCUACCUCCGAAGCAGAAGUACAGUUCCCCAACCUUUCGUUUCUACUAUCUGAUCCACGUGCAAAGAAGCUACGGAUGGGUGACGGAGGCGCCGGUCCAUCUCACACACCACUUACAACUACUACCAACUUUAUUCUCUCGCAGCUACCCGCAUUGCGAGCCGUAUUGGUGCAGCUACGCCCAAAGGUGCAGACACUGCCCAAAUCGGUUAACGAGAUGGAUCUGGACCAGAAGAAGGGAGAGAGGAGAGAGUAUAUCAACAGCAGAGCCAAGUUGCAUCUGGAGCGGACGGGUGGAAGCAGUGAAGGCGAGCAAGGCCACGGUAUUGUUCGAGGGAAGAGGGUAAAUGCGGAAGAUGUGCAGGCUCUCGAGAGUGUUACCACGACCUUUUUAAAGAACCAUGGUCCAAAGGCCACUGUUUCCCAUAGAUCCGUUGAGCCUCAACCGCGGAAGCGGCUAUCCAAACUUCUGGGUUUCAACCAAAAGCUCGACGCUCCAAGUGCUAUAUCGUCAUAG